CAGUGAAUGACGACGACAGACUGUCGCAUAGUUGCAUAAUCAGGCAACAUGGCUGCAUCCAUGAGACUUCUGCUUCGCCGUGUGAUCCGUCUUUCUCACAGAUAUAAUAACGUUACUGCUGCUGGAGGUUCAGCUCGCUCGGGUUGCUGUUGGGGACCGUCGACCUGUCGUUGUUUCAGCGAUGUGGCCGGAGACAGAAGUACACAUUUUGGGUUUGAAACGGUGCCAGAGACAGAGAAGGCGAAGAGAGUGUAUAAGGUGUUUGAGAAUGUGGCCCAGAAGUAUGAUACUAUGAACGAUGUCAUGAGUCUGGGGAUUCAUCGACUGUGGAAGGACAUGCUGCUGCACGCCAUGCACCCACAGCCCGGGGCGCGACUACUGGACGUGGCAGGUGGAACAGGUGACAUUUCCUUCCGUUUCCUGGAGUACGUUCGUUCUCAGCAAGAACGGCAGAAGCGACGGACGGCGCGAUCCAUGCAGACGCCGUCGUCGCAGGACAUUUCCGACAACUACUCCACAGAGGACGAGGACACGUCCCAGGAAUCCAGGGCUGUGGUCUGUGACAUCAACAAGGAGAUGCUGAACGUGGGCAGGAAGAGAGCCGACAGCAUGGGCAUCAGUGCUGGUCUGUCGUGGGUGGUGGGAAAUGCAGAGGAGCUGCCCUUUGAUGAUGACCAGUUUGAUAUAUACACUAUCGCCUUCGGCAUUCGAAACGUCACCCAUAUAGAUCAGGCACUGCAGGAGGCUCUGCGGGUCCUGAAGCCUGGUGGCAGGUUCAUGUGCUUAGAGUUCAGCAAAGUGACAAAUCCUGUAUUGGCACGGAUUUAUGACGCAUACAGUUUUCAGAUGAUCCCAGUUUUGGGAGAGGUCAUUGCUGGAGACUGGAAGUCAUACCAGUAUCUGGUAGAAAGCAUCCGCAAAUUCCCGGACCAGGAGGAGUUUAAACAUAUGAUCGAGGAUGCAGGUUUCUACUGUGUGAAGUACAACAACCUCACCAGUGGAGUGGUGGCUCUUCACUCAGGUUUCAAGCUGUGAGAGGCACUCUUGAAACCUGUAAGUAAAAAUAAAAUGCAAAAAGACAGGCUCUGUGUUUUAGGCUUUUCUGCCUGUAUAAAAAACUGUCUGCGAAGUUCUCAUACAUGAAUUUCAGAGCAUUCAUUCCCAGAGCUCCUCUCUGCAGAUGUCGCUGCACAAGGACAGAAAAUCAGCUCAGUGGACAUACGUAUUCAUUUAUUUUCCUGCUGUUCAAUUCAACUGUAGUUAUAACCAAUGUUGGUGUAAAGAAUGCCUCACUGAAAAAUAAAAUGUCACUAUCUGUAGUAUCAGUGUAAAGACUACUCGCAAGUGAAUUAAAUCAUGGAAUUGGUUAGUUUUGAAUAUUUUUUGUAUCCUCUACUUAUGGCAACAAAUAAUAAAUAAUUUAAUUUCA
Perca fluviatilis (European perch) is the source of this 1429-nucleotide messenger RNA. RefSeq names its product coenzyme Q5, methyltransferase (gene coq5). NCBI's taxonomy places the organism in Eukaryota, Metazoa, Chordata, Actinopteri, Perciformes, Percidae. Gene Ontology annotation, molecular function: methyltransferase activity. The transcript has 7 exons. Gene Ontology annotation, biological process: ubiquinone biosynthetic process. The record is from RefSeq and is a predicted model, not a curated record. The coding region runs from base 49 to 1035 and encodes 328 amino acids.